AUGGAGUCACGCCUGAAGAUUGCAUUCGCCAUGGCAUCGUUCCUGGUGAUCCUUACAGCGGUGGCAGCAACGUCGACGGCAGACGAAAAUCAGUUAAAGGUUUGCGGUGUAUCUCUAAGUCAGCUUAUGACAUGUCUACCGGCAGCGAAGGGACCAAAUCCGGCGCCACCAUCGCCCGACUGCUGCAAGACGCUCUCAAGCGCGGAUCUAAAGUGCUUUUGCAAGUUCUUAAAUAGUCCAAAUCCGCCUCCGUUUGGCGUCGACCCCAAACUCGCCAAGCAACUUCCUCAGAAGUGCAAGCUCGCGGCGCCGGCGUGCUGA
This is a messenger RNA of Andrographis paniculata, 321 nucleotides long. RefSeq names its product putative lipid-transfer protein DIR1. The coding region runs from base 1 to 321 and encodes 106 amino acids. Gene Ontology annotation, molecular function: fatty acid binding. The transcript has a single exon. Gene Ontology annotation, biological process: systemic acquired resistance. NCBI's taxonomy places the organism in Eukaryota, Viridiplantae, Streptophyta, Magnoliopsida, Lamiales, Acanthaceae. The record is from RefSeq and is a predicted model, not a curated record.